Ylistrum balloti is the source of this 1586-nucleotide messenger RNA. RefSeq names its product protein Wnt-11b-2-like. Gene Ontology annotation, cellular component: extracellular region. Lineage: Eukaryota; Metazoa; Mollusca; Bivalvia; Pectinida; Pectinidae. The record is from RefSeq and is a predicted model, not a curated record. Bases 16 to 933 code for a protein of 305 amino acids. The transcript has 4 exons. Gene Ontology annotation, biological process: multicellular organism development; canonical Wnt signaling pathway; cell fate commitment. Gene Ontology annotation, molecular function: cytokine activity; frizzled binding.
UCUAAAUCUUUCGGUAUGGUAAAACGACAGGUUAAAAUAUGUAAACAAAACCUCGACCUCAUGGGCACGGUGUCACAUGCAGCUCUACUUACGAAAGAUACAUGCGAGUCACAGUUCAGUGACCGGAGGUGGAACUGUUCAUCUAUUCGGAAGUCACCUCGUCUUACACGUGACCUUGUGAGAGGUACAAGGGAGCAGGCUUACUUGUACGCUAUAUCUUCAGCGUCCCUCGUGCAUUCUGUGGCGCGUGCGUGCAGUAUAGGUGUGACGACCAAGUGCAGUUGUGGAGCGCUUCCUAACAGUCCUCCUGAUGGUGAAUUCAAAUGGGGAGGGUGUGGUGACGAUGUCAAGUUUGGACUUUAUCUAAGUGAAAGUUUUACAGACGCGUCUUUGUCAAAACGUGGCAAAAUAAGAACGUCCAAAAAAGCGCAGAUGAAUCGGCACAAUAAUGCAGCAGGAAGGAAGAUUGUUUCUGAUAGCCUCACGAAAGCAUGCAAGUGUCAUGGUGUAUCGGGAUCGUGUUCUAUCAAGACCUGUUGGAAAGCCCUUCCCGAUUUCUCAGCCAUUGGAACCAUAUUAAAACAACGUUAUACAAGUGCUGUGGAAGUUAAACGGAAAAGACGGAAAGGCGUCAAAGUGUUUCUUCCGUUGAAUCCGAAAAUUUCAUCGAUAACCAGGGACUCUCUGAUCUAUUAUACAAAGUCUCCCGAUUAUUGCAGCCCUGAUCCAAAGACAGGAUCUGUCGGCACAGCAGGAAGGGUAUGUGAAAAGAACGGAAACGGGUGGGGAGGAUGUGAUACCAUGUGCUGUGGGAGAGGAUUUAAAAGUUUUUCUAUAGAAAUCACUGAACGUUGUGAAUGUAAAUAUUACUGGUGUUGUUACGUCAAGUGUAAGACAUGUAGAAAGACGCUACAUCUAAACACGUGCCGAUAGGACGGUACCAUGUCACGUGAUGUACAUGUAGAAGGAUGUUGCAAUUAGUCACGUGCCGAUAGGACGGUCGCAUGUCACGUGAUGCACAUGUAGAAGGAUGUUACAAUUAAUCACGUGCCGAUAGGACGGUCGCAUGUCACGUAAUGUACAUGUAGAAGGAUGUUGCAAUUAAUCACGUGCCGAUAGGACGGUCACAUGUCAAGUUAUGUACAUGUAGAAGGAUGUUGCAAUUAAUCACGUGCCGAUAGGACGGUCACGUGUCAUGUGAUGUACGUGUAGAAGAUAUUGAAAUUAAUCAGACGCCCAUAGCAAGGCCACAUGACAAGUGUAUAACGUGCAUUAAGACGGUGCAUUUAAGCACGUGAUAAUAGGAGGACAGUGACAUGUAUGUGGAGUGCGUGACUUGCAGAAGGACGGUGUACUUAUAAACACACCGUUAAAAGACUGUCACAUGUAAAUGUGAGUUUAUCAAUGACAGAGACACUCGAGAAGGUAUCAUUGGACAUCUGACGAUAUCCACAAUGCUACUGAAUCGAUUUGUAACGAAUUACUGAUAAAAUGUUGUUAUCGUUAGGUCGUAUAGAGUUCAGUACAAACGGCGGUCUGAUAAUGACGAUUGUAAUUCACAAAAAAAUCUCCAAAUAAUUUAUCUA